Hansenula anomala is the source of this 932-nucleotide messenger RNA. RefSeq lists its product as uncharacterized. NCBI's taxonomy places the organism in Eukaryota, Fungi, Ascomycota, Saccharomycetes, Phaffomycetales, Wickerhamomycetaceae. The transcript has a single exon. The coding region runs from base 13 to 807 and encodes 264 amino acids. The record is from RefSeq and is a predicted model, not a curated record.
CAAUCUUCAGCCAUGUCCACUUAUCCACCAAGAGAUCAAUUGCCACCUUUGGGUGCCCUUGGAAUAGAUUAUACAGAAGAUAUUCAUCGUCCACCAGGAGACCCUUUAAAUGAGCUUUCCUAUCAUUUCCCAGUGAUUCAUCAAACAGUUCCAAAUGCCACUGUGCCAAACGUUGUGGCCUCUGGAAAGUUCUCAGAGGAAUUCCUUCAAGCUUUUGUGGAUGCCUGUAACAGUUUGGAGAAAAGAGGUGCAAUUGGAAUCAUAACGUCUUGUGGAUUUCUAGCUCAAGUACAACACCGUCUUGCUGAAAAAAUUAAUAUUCCAAUCGCUACAAGCAGUUUACUUCAAGUUCCACUUGUUUUAUCAAUCUUGAGCCCAAAGAAGAAAGUUGCUAUUUUAACUUUUGAUGGUGAGACUUUAGGUGAAGCUCAUUUUGAAGGAAUUGGAGUCACUCCAGAAAUGAGAAAAAGAGUCAAAGUGUUUGGCUGUAAAGAUGGAGGGCAUUUGAGAAAUUUAUGUAUUGAAGGUACCCCAUAUGUUCAUGAAGAAUUGGAGAAAGAGCUGGUUGAGCUGGCUGAGACUGCGGUAUCAGAAGAUGAUUCAUUUGGAGCUUUUGUUUUAGAGUGUACCCAAAUGCCACCAACUUCAAAGGCAAUUCAAAAAGCUACAGGAUUACCAGUUUAUGAUGCAAUCACUAUGAUUGACUGGUUUUAUUCAGGACUAAGAACACGUAUCAUACCUGAAGAUAAAUUCAAAGAGGAUGGUUUAAGACCCCGCAAGAGAGAACCAAAAGAUAAGUACGACUAAUUAAUUAAAGAUAAAUUAUCUAUUAUAUUAGACAAUAUUCAUCCAUGUAUUGUUAAUUUAAAUAUUGCAGACCGGUAUAUAGUAUUAUUCAAUAUUUAAACUUUAUAUAGCUAUAUCGACAAUUA